This is a messenger RNA of Oldenlandia corymbosa var. corymbosa, 1182 nucleotides long. Lineage: Eukaryota; Viridiplantae; Streptophyta; Magnoliopsida; Gentianales; Rubiaceae. The record is from the annotation of a GenBank genome assembly.
AUGAAGUCAGGUCAGGCGUGGCGUUUAGGCAUGAAGGACAUGCAGAUAUUGCCUGCGCCUCGCCAGCGCGGCCAUUUGAAAAAACCAACAUGGAUUAUUGUGUUGGUUUCUUUAGUCAGUAUGUUCUUAAUCUGCGCAUACGUUUAUCCUCCUCAGAAUUCUGCUGCAUGCUAUGUGUUUUCAUCCAAUGGUUGCAAGGGAUUUCAAAAAUGGCUUCCACCUGCUCCUGCCAGAGAGUUAACUGAUGAUGAGAUAGCUUCUCGUGUUGUAAUUAGAGAUAUUCUUAACACGCCUCGAAUUGUAUCAAGGACUCCUAAAAUUGCAUUCUUAUUCCUGACCCCUGGCGCUUUACCUUUUGAGAGGCUUUGGGAUAAAUUUUUUCAGGGCCAUGAAGGUAGAUUCUCUGUCUACGUGCAUGCAUCCAAGGAUAAACCUGUACAUUUCAGCCGCUAUUUCAUUAACCGUGAAAUCCGAAGUGACAAGGUAGUUUGGGGAAAAAUCUCUAUGGUUGAUGCAGAGAGACGCCUGUUGGCAAAUGCACUUCAGGAUCCUGACAACCAGCAUUUUGUGCUAUUAUCCGAUAGUUGUAUACCACUGCGUGAGUUUGAUUUCGUGUACAACUAUCUGAUGUACACAAAUGUCAGUUUUGUGGACUGUUUUGAAGAUCCUGGACCGCAUGGAAGUGGCAGAUAUUCAGACCAUAUGCUUCCAGAAGUUGAGAAGAAAGAUUUCAGAAAGGGUGCACAGUGGUUCACAAUGAAGCGACAACAUGCUAUUAUUAUUAUGGCUGACGGUCUAUAUUAUUCAAAGUUUCGGGACUAUUGUAAGCCGGGCAUGGAAUUUGGAAAGAACUGCUAUUCGGAUGAGCACUAUCUUCCGACAUUUUUCCAUAUGCUUGAUCCAGCUGGAAUUGCUAAUUGGUCUGUGACACAUGUUGACUGGUCGGAGGGAAAGUGGCAUCCUAAAUCUUACAGAGCUCAGGAUAUUACGCAUGAGCUUCUGAAGAAUAUUACGUCUAUAACAGAGAGUGUGCAUGUUACUAGUGAAGAAGUGAAACAAACCCAGACUAGACCAUGUUUGUGGAAUGGAAAUGAAAGGCCCUGCUACUUGUUUGCAAGGAAAUUUUUACCAGAAGCUCUAGAGAACUUGCUGCAUCUUUUUCCCAACUAUACAUCAAUUUGA